This is a messenger RNA of Paecilomyces variotii, 2575 nucleotides long. RefSeq names its product putative DSB repair complex subunit Ku70. NCBI's taxonomy places the organism in Eukaryota, Fungi, Ascomycota, Eurotiomycetes, Eurotiales, Thermoascaceae. Bases 326 to 2308 code for a protein of 660 amino acids. Gene Ontology annotation, molecular function: double-stranded DNA binding; damaged DNA binding; DNA helicase activity. Gene Ontology annotation, biological process: cellular response to X-ray; double-strand break repair via nonhomologous end joining; telomere maintenance. Gene Ontology annotation, cellular component: nucleus; Ku70:Ku80 complex. The record is from RefSeq and is a predicted model, not a curated record. The transcript is spliced from 6 exons.
GACCGAGAUGGCCGGUUUGGGUCGAGAACUGCUGCGAUGACCGAGCGCCAAGCCGAGCCGAGGCGGGCCAAUCAGGGCCUCGCCAGCGUCAUCAACCAGCCAGCCUGGCACGUGACCGACGUGUUUCCCCGCGUCGGCGUUCGGCCAGCCAUCGCGUCACUGCGGAGAGAGAGAGAGAGAGAGCGAUAGCAGGCAGCAGAGCAGGCUCGGCCUAUAAUUUUAUAUUAAAAUAACAACAACAACACGAUUUUUCCCUUUUUCUUUCCAUCUCCCCGACCAGGACAGACUGCUGCUCUUUUGGCUUUGGCAUUUCCAAUUAACUACAAUGGCGGACAAUUAUCCCUCGCGAGAGGAAGAUACACUGGAGGAGGAUGAGGAGAUCGAUGAGACGAGCUACAAAUCCGUCAAGGAUGCCGUCCUCUUUGCCAUCGAAAUCAAUGAAUCAAUGCUGACUCCGCGUCCCUCUGAAUCGAAGAAGGGUACAACGGCAUCGCCUGCGACCGCCGCCUUGAAAUGCGCCUACCAUCUAAUGCAGCAGCGGAUAAUUUCCAACCCUCGAGAUAUGAUUGGCGUGCUACUGUACGGAACGGAAGCAUCCAAGUUCUACGAUGAAGACGAGAACAGUCGGGGAGAUCUUUCAUACCCCCAUUGCUAUCUCUUCACGGACCUUGAUGUCCCGGCGGCCGACGAUGUCAAGGAGCUACGAGCAUUGGCGGAGGACGAAGAGAAGGCGAAGGAGAUACUGGUCCCCUCGAAGGAGCCUGCGUCAAUGGCCAACGUCCUCUUCUGCGCAAACCAGAUCUUCACGUCGAAGGCGGCCAACUUCCUGUCGAGACGGUUGUUCAUUGUCACCGACAACGACAACCCUCACGGCGACGACAAGACCUCCAGAUCCGCCGCUACUGUCCGUGCAAAGGAUCUGUACGACCUGGGAGUGAUAAUUGAACUGUUCCCCAUCGACAGACCUGACAAAGAGUUCGACCGGUCGAAAUUCUAUGACGACAUCAUAUACAAGGCCUCGCCAUCGGACCCAGAGGCUCCCGCUCCCUUCCUACAGGAUGAGACUAAGACUGCGUCAGCCGGGGGAGAUGGCAUCACAUUGCUGAAUUCUCUGUUAUCGUCAAUCAACUCCAAAUCCGUCCCGCGGCGAGCGCUGUUCUCCAACGUGCCAUUGGAGUUUGGUCCUGGUUUCAGAAUCUCCGUCACCGGGUAUCUUAUCUUCAAACGUCAAGAGCCCGCCAGGAGUUGCUACGUGUGGCUAGGAGGUGAGAAGCCUCAGAUCGCCAAGGGCGUGACAACUUUGAUCGCGGAUGACACUGCACGAACAGUGGAAAAGUCAGAGAUCCGAAAGGCGUACAAGUUCGGUGGCGAGCAGGUCUCGUUUACAACAGAAGAACAACAGGCGCUCCGUAACUUUGGCGACCCCGUGAUCCGUAUCAUUGGCUUCAAGCCUCUGUCGGCUCUCCCUUUCUGGGCCAACAUCAAACACCCUACAUUCAUCUAUCCGUCUGAAGAAGAUUAUGUUGGGUCAACACGGGUUUUCUCAGCUCUCUACCAGAAACUCCUAAAGGAUGGAAAAAUGGCCUUAGUCUGGUUCAUUCCCCGUCGAAACGCAGCUCCAGUCGUGGCAGCGAUGAUGCCAGGCCCAGAAAGGCUUGACGAAAACAAUGUUCAGAAGAUACCUCCUGGGAUGUGGAUCGUGCCUCUCCCCUUUGCAGACGACAUCCGACAAAAUCCGGAGACCCAUCUGAUUGUCUCUCCGGAGUCUUUGAUUGACCAGAUGCGCACCGUUGUUCAGCAGCUACAGCUUCCAAAAGCGCAGUAUGAUCCUCAGAAAUACCCGAAUCCAGCUUUGCAAUGGCAUUACCGUAUCCUGCAGGCUCUCGCAUUAGACGAGGACUUGCCAGAGAAGCCUGAAGACAAGACCAUUCCGAGAUACAGACAGAUAGACAAGCGAGCUGGCGAGUACGUAAUCUCCUGGGGAGAAGAGCUCGAAGCCCAGUACCGGAAAAUCGAAAGUCGUCAACCUAAGUCUACCACUCUGACCAAACGACCGGCGAAAUCAGCUGCUGCUGAGGAUGAUGAAAUAGCAAACGCCAAGGGCGCAGGUCGGCCGGCCAAGAAGAUCAAAACAGAGAGCGACGGUCAACCGUCGGCUGACGAAAUGAGAAAAGCAUACGAAAAGGGAACCAUUUCCAAACUCACCAUGCCUGUCCUCAAAGACUUCCUCGGCGCUCAUAACCUUUCGACGACGGGUAAGAAAGCCGAUCUAGUUGACCGAGUCGAGGAGUUCUUUGAGCGGAAAUAGGUCUCUUUCCUUAUUUUUUCUCGUACAGUAAUUAGACAACGUAAUUGAUUGGCCUCCUAGAAGGAAUUUGUGUCUAAUGACGACGGUCGGUCAUGAGGGAAUUAUACGGCGUUUGGAGCAAAGACUGACUUCUGGCUGGAUUAUCCCUUAUCCACUUUGUGCGUAUGUAUGUAUGUACACUACUUAACUAUGCCACACCCAUUAAAAAGGCUACGAGAUACAUAGACAAACAUUAGGAGGUAAUAUAAUCUCUUUCUUUCUUUUACA